Molecule: messenger RNA, 2187 nt
Organism: Erinaceus europaeus (western European hedgehog)
Lineage: Eukaryota; Metazoa; Chordata; Mammalia; Eulipotyphla; Erinaceidae
Gene: ATL2
Product: atlastin GTPase 2
Exons: 14
Coding region: 79-1833 (584 amino acids)
Biological process (GO): endoplasmic reticulum organization; protein homooligomerization
Molecular function (GO): GTPase activity; GTP binding
Source: RefSeq, a predicted model, not a curated record
CGCGCCGGCUCUCGGGAGGUUGAUAAAGCGGCGGCGGCGUUUGACGUCAGUGGGGAGUUAAUUUUAAAUCGGCACAAGAUGGCGGAGGGGGCCGAGGCCGCGCGGAGGCAGCAGCCGCACCAGGGGCUGCGGCGCCGGCGGCGGCCCAGCGACCCGGGUGCAGAGGCCAACCACGUCUCGUCCACGACCUCGCUGGGUGAGAAUUAUGACAGUGAAGACCUUGCCCACUCGGACGAGGUGAUGAAGAAGCCGUGUCCGGUGCAGAUCGUCGUUGCUCAGGAAGAUGACCAUAACUUUGAGCUGGACGAAGCAGCUUUGGAGCAGAUCCUGCUGCAGGAGCACAUCCGGGACCUUAACAUUGUAGUGGUGUCUGUGGCCGGGGCAUUCCGGAAAGGGAAGUCGUUCUUGCUGGACUUCAUGCUGAGAUACAUGUACAACAAGGACUCACAAAGCUGGAUCGGUGGCAACAACGAGCCCCUGACUGGCUUCACCUGGCGAGGUGGCUGUGAGCGGGAGACAACGGGCAUCCAAGUCUGGAAUGAAGUCUUUGUCAUCGACAGGCCCGACGGCACAAAGGUGGCCGUACUGCUGAUGGACACCCAGGGGGCCUUUGACAGCCAGUCCACCAUCAAAGACUGCGCCACCGUGUUUGCCCUGAGCACCAUGACCAGCUCUGUCCAGGUAUAUAAUUUGUCUCAGAAUAUUCAAGAAGAUGAUCUUCAACACUUGCAAUUAUUUACAGAGUAUGGAAGACUUGCAAUGGAAGAAAUCUACCAGAAGCCCUUUCAGACACUAAUGUUUUUGAUUCGAGACUGGAGUUACCCAUACGAACAUUCAUAUGGCUUGGAAGGUGGGAAACAGUUCCUUGAGAAGAGAUUGCAGGUCAGGCAGAACCAGCACGAGGAGCUGCAGAAUGUGAGGAAGCACAUUCAUAACUGCUUCUCCAACCUGGGCUGCUUCCUCUUGCCGCACCCCGGCCUUAAAGUCGCCACGAAUCCUAGUUUUGAUGGGAGACUGAGAGAUAUUGAUGAAGACUUUAAACGAGAACUUCACAAUCUGGUCCCACUGUUGCUCGCCCCUGAAAAUUUGGUGGAAAAAGAGAUAAGUGGAUCUAAAGUCACAUGUCGAGAUCUUGUAGAAUACUUUAAGGCAUAUAUAAAAAUUUAUCAAGGAGAGGAGCUUCCACACCCGAAGUCCAUGCUUCAGGCAACGGCAGAAGCCAAUAACCUUGCUGCGGUCGCAGGAGCCAGAGACAUCUACUGCAAAAACAUGGAACAGGUGUGUGGUGGGGACAAGCCUUACAUUGCGCCGUCAGACCUGGAGCGGAAGCACCUGGACCUGAAGGAGGCAGCACUGAAGCAGUUCCGCUCAGUGAAGAAGAUGGGCGGAGAUGAGUUCUGCCGCCGCUACCAGGAGCAGCUGGAGGCAGAGAUCGAGGAGACUUACGCCAACUUUGUGAAGCACAAUGACGGCAAGAACAUCUUCUAUGCCGCGCGCACCCCGGCCACGCUCUUUGCACUCAUGUUCGCCAUGUACGUGGCUUCCGGACUGACGGGCUUCGUGGGCCUGAACUCUGUGGCCGUCCUGUGCAACCUGGUCAUGGGGCUGGCGCUCACUGCACUCUGCACGUGGGCCUACGUCAAGUACUCUGGGGAGUUCCGGGAGCUUGGCACACUCAUCGACCAGGUGGCGGAGAUGCUCUGGGAGCAGAGGAGUCCCAGGAAGGUCUUUUCCAAACUGUUUGAAGUCACUAGAAGGCGAGUGGCCCGGCGUGCUCUGGCGUCAGCACAGCGACAGAGACUGCCACCCACCAACCACAAGAAGAGAAACUAGCCAGUGUUUUUAACCCUUUCUCUGCCGGGAGCGUCCCCGCUUAGCUGCGCAGGGCCGCCUAAAAGCUGUAACAUAGGCGAUGUGCUGCCGAGUGGGCCUGGGAUGGCGCACGGGCUGAGCAGGAGGAAAGUUCUGUUGCUUGACCCAAUGUCCAGCUGCAUUGCUUGUUCCAUCUGCACUUUGGUUUGUCUGUCUGUCCUUUUUUAUUUGUUGGGGACCAGCCUCUUUUGAUUUCCCACCUCCCAGUUGUAUUCUCUCCAUCGCUUCGACCUGAAUUUUGAUGCCUCCCUUUUUUUAUUUUCUCUGUGUCUUUUUUUUACCUCAUGUUUUUAUUUGUUUUGCACAUCUCUCAUG